Messenger RNA from Thermochaetoides thermophila DSM 1495, 1641 nucleotides. Its product is annotated as phosphate synthase-like protein. Gene Ontology annotation, biological process: cellular response to heat; trehalose biosynthetic process. The record is from RefSeq and is a predicted model, not a curated record. Gene Ontology annotation, cellular component: alpha,alpha-trehalose-phosphate synthase complex (UDP-forming); cytosol. Bases 1 to 1641 code for a protein of 546 amino acids. Lineage: Eukaryota; Fungi; Ascomycota; Sordariomycetes; Sordariales; Chaetomiaceae. The transcript has 2 exons. Gene Ontology annotation, molecular function: alpha,alpha-trehalose-phosphate synthase (UDP-forming) activity.
AUGCCGAGCCUUGUCGAAGACCAGGGCGCUCCGCCCGGCAGGCUGCUUUUGAUCUCGAACCGCCUGCCUAUCACUAUCAAGCGCAGCGAUGAUGGCCAGUACACCUUCUCCAUGUCGUCGGGCGGUCUCGUUACUGGCCUGAGCGGUCUCUCCAAGACUACGAGCUUCCAGUGGUACGGCUGGCCGGGCCUUGAGGUGCCCGAGUCGGAGGCUGGCCCCAUGCGCCAGCAAUUGCGCGAGAAGUACAAUGCAAUUCCUGUCUUCGUCGAUGAUGAGCUUGCCGAUCGGCACUACAACGGCUUUGCCAACUCCAUUCUCUGGCCCCUCUUCCACUACCACCCCGGUGAGAUUACCUUCGACGAAGCUGCCUGGGCAGCCUACCGUGAUGUGAACAAGCUCUUCGCCGACACAGUCAUCAAGGAUAUUCAGGAUGGUGACCUGGUUUGGGUCCACGACUACCACCUCAUGCUGCUGCCCAACCUUCUGCGCAAGAUGAUCGGCGACACAAAGAAGAACGUUCGCAUCGGCUUUUUCCUGCACACCCCGUUCCCUAGCAGCGAGAUCUACCGCAUCUUACCCGUCCGCGAGGAGCUCCUGAUCGGUGUGUUGAGCUGCGACCUGAUCGGCUUCCACACCUACGACUACGCUCGGCACUUCCUCAGCAGCUGCUCGCGCAUCCUGGGAACGGCGACGACGCCCAACGGCGUGGAAUGGCGUGGCCGGUUCGUGACGGUUGGUGCAUUCCCGAUUGGAAUUGACCCGGACAAGUUCGUCGAAGGCCUCAAGAAGCCGAGCGUGCAGAACCGGAUUGAGACCCUGAAGCGUAAGUUCGAAGGGGUCAAGCUGAUCGUCGGCGUCGACCGUCUCGACUACAUUAAGGGCGUGCCGCAGAAGUUGCAUGCCCUUGAGGUCUUCUUGACCGAGCAUCCUGAAUGGAUUGGCAAGAUUGUCUUGGUCCAGGUUGCCGUCCCCAGCAGACAAGACGUCGAGGAGUACCAGAACUUGCGUGCCGUUGUCAACGAACUGGUUGGUCGUAUCAAUGGCAAGUUUGGCACGAUUGAGUUCAUGCCAAUUCACUUCCUGCACCAGUCGGUUACCUUUGAUGAGUUGACUGCUCUGUAUGCCGUUAGUGACGUGUGCUUGGUCAGCUCAACGCGCGAUGGUAUGAACUUGGUUUCAUAUGAGUACAUCGCCACGCAGCGCGAUCGUCAUGGUGUUAUGAUUCUGUCUGAGUUCACUGGUGCUGCUCAGUCGCUGAACGGCAGUAUCAUUGUCAACCCAUGGAACACGGAGGAGCUGGCAAAUGCCAUUCAUGAGGCAGUCACUAUGUCUCCUGAGCAGAGGGAGGCCAACUUCAAGAAGCUGGAGCGCUACGUGUUCAAGUACACGAGUGCUUGGUGGGGACAAAGCUUUGUGUCUGAACUUCUGCGGUGCACUUCCUCGUCAAACUCGAAUGCUGCUGCUGCGGCAGCAGCACCUGAGAAGCCUUCUUCAUCAUUGGAGCCUCCGGUCACUCCAACCACUCCCUCACCGCCAGAGAAUGGCACGGCAGCUGAGGAGAGUAAGCAGAAGGAUGAAGACGUAAAGGAACUUGCUCCAGAGGAGGUGCCCAAGCAAGAGGGUCAGGCAUCUGCUGAGUGA